GCCAGUCCUAAUCAAAAUGGCGGAAGCAGCAGUAAUGCCUCAAACCAACUAAAUGUAGGUGUCAUCAGUGUAUCAAGCAAUAAAGAGAAAGGCUCGAAUUUGACUGGAGAAAAUUUGUCAAAUUCCUCGAACUCACAAAACUUAGUCGGUUCAGGUUCGGCGGCAUGUAACAACUCAAACACGUUCAAUAGCGACAAAGACAGCCUAAAAAUGAAGUUGAAUGCCUGUAAUGCUGACACACUUGGAGGUAGUGGCCAAAAUCAAACAAAAGAUUGUGUUGGGUGUGGUGUACCAUGCAAUCAGACGAACACAUCACCUCUUGGUGCAUUGUGUAGAAGUUGCUUUCAUCAUUGGAGUCGAACCGGUUCAUUGCGACCAACGUCUGGUCCUACUUUGAGUAAGCGUUCACGAAAUAACACCAAUAACGGUGUUGAACGACACAAAUCGAAAUUACCGCGUGGCAUGUACAUCAAUCAUGACGAUAUUGUCAAAUUGGCAUCACAAGACAAUAGUCGUGGCGACGAUCUCUUAACUAACAUGGAUCGCGAAAUAAGCACACUUUUGAGUCAAAUUCAAAAUAAUAAACAAGUCGCAAGCAGUUUGAAAUCCAAAAAUUCAAAUAGAGCAACCGCAGCCGCUCUUAGCCCGAGCGCUAUAACCGCUAAUAGAAUUAGUGCCAGAUGGAGCAACGAUGAAUAUCAGUUGGCAAUUCAAGGCAUGCGUAAAUAUGGAAAAGACUUUCAAUCAAUAGCUGAAAUUAUUGGAACUAAAAAUGAGUCACAAGUCAAUCAGUUUUACACCAAUUAUCGCAAGAAAUUCAAUUUGGAUGAUAUUUUAAAAGAAUUUGAAGCCAAACAAGAACAACAGAAACUACAAAAAAAGAAAAUUAUUGAAUCAAUCCAAAAAAUUUCGGGCACAUACUCAACAAACAUCGGUAAAAACAGCGAUGUUAAAACCAACCUAAAAAAUCUAGUAUCUGACGGUGAAAUUAUGGAAAUUGAUUUAGUCGAUGACAUUCCAAACAAAGACGAUGAAGACAUGGAUGAUGUUACCAUAAUUGAAACGGAUUCAUUGCCAUCAACAACACAGAAAUCCAGUAAUAUCGAACAUGUAUUGUCAGUCGAACCAAUGGACUCGAUAUCGAUCACGGCGAUUUCCAGUAGCAGUAGUAGCACUAAUGGGAAUUCACACCAAUCAGAGCCUGUCCCAGAAGUAACCAUCAGCCCAGCACCCGGUUCCAAUUCAACCAUUACAUCAACAACAUCGUUGAUGGCAAUUGUUGAACAAGCCAAAGCAGCCGCCGUUUGAAGAGACAAUGAUAAGAUACCUUAUUAAUCAAGAAAUAAUACAGACGAAAAUAACCAAAAUUCUACACAAAUUCGAUAAAAUCCAUACAAAAUAUAUGAGUGAAAUGGUAAAAAAGUAAUAAAUUGGAAAAUAUUUCGAAAUUCACUAUUCAUCUCUUCGUUGAAUAUUUUUAAGCAGCGAGAAAUUGAAAACAUAUAAAUUUUUAUUGUCAUUACACCAUAAAAAAGAGGAAAACACUAAGACACCGCGUGUUAUUCGGAAAGUCCAGAGAAAAAAUUAAAUGGAAAUUAUUUCGGAACGUGUUGCGUUUAAAUUGAUUGUUUUCAUAACACACACACACACACAUAUUUAGACAUUUCGCUCAUUACGUCCUUUAUUCUCAUUUAUUUCGUAUUUUACAAUUUAAUUUAAUUUUACAAUAUCAACAUUUUUGCACGUAAAAAUAUAAAAGAAAAACACAAAAUAAUUUGAGGUAAAUAUCUAGGAAUUAUUUUGAAGAACAAUAGAAAAAUCAGAAAUACUGAAUUCAUAAAAGUUAAUGUCAUAUGGUUUACUUUUCAACUACGCGAUUUUCCGAAAUCGGUUCGAACUAAAUUAUUUAACAUGAACCAUGAACAUUCAAUAAAGUACUACUCUACAAUUAAAUAUUCAUUUAAGAAAA
Molecule: messenger RNA, 1969 nt
Organism: Sitodiplosis mosellana (orange wheat blossom midge)
Lineage: Eukaryota; Metazoa; Arthropoda; Insecta; Diptera; Cecidomyiidae
Product: REST corepressor-like
Exons: 5
Biological process (GO): negative regulation of DNA-templated transcription; regulation of transcription by RNA polymerase II
Cellular component (GO): histone deacetylase complex; transcription regulator complex
Molecular function (GO): transcription corepressor activity
Source: RefSeq, a predicted model, not a curated record